UAAACCAGUUAAUAGAGUUUAAUAGACAAAUUAUUAAAUAUUUUAUAUUAUAACAAGUCAUUUAAAAGCUUUUGAGGGCCUAUCUGUUCCUUUACGUGAUCUGAAACAAAUUUUUGUUGGUUUCGAACUCAAAAUGUAACAAAUAAACAAGUUUAUUUAAUCAGUAAUUUUUAAACAGGUUGGCACGACUGUUAAAGUGGAAUGCGUGUUAGUUGUCGUCAAGAGGGUAUGAUUGAAUUGAAUUCGGUUCAUGCAGUUAGUUUUUUGUUCAUUGCAUAUUUCCAAUAUGCCCGUAUAAAAAAUAUUAAUUCCUAAUUGUUUAUACAAUAAUAUUGCGUUAGAUAGGUUGGUAAGUAAACCUCUUAUCCUAUGAAAAAGUGGUUGUGUAUUUAUUUAGUGGGGAAAGUGCAAGGGAGCAUUACUUUCUCAGGCCUUACAUAAUGCUACAAUAGACCUAAAAAAAGGAGCAGAAUAUUAUUUUAUAUUAGUUUGAACAUCCAAUAUACUUCAUUAUGAACACUCGACACCGAGCUGGUCGACCCCCACAGAGGGAUCGCUAUAAUGAAGAUAGAAAUUGUAGAGGUCCGAAUCAUCAAAGGGAAGAUGGAAUAAGACAAGGAAAUCAGUCAAACAAUGACAGAAACUAUCAAAGAGGAGAACGUGGAUGGAGAAACCACAACAAACAGGGUGAAGAUAGAAGGAAUAGAGAUGAACAUCGUAGACAGAAUGAUAGACCAGAUCACAGAGAUCGUAGACAGAAUGAUAUGCCAAAUCACAGAGAGCGUCCAAAUAAAAUUAUGGGAUUUCGCUUUUUGGAAGCCAAACUAAAGGAUGAAAAUAUUGGUCAAGUCAUGAUGGACUUGUCCAAUGACCGAAGUGGAUUUUUACAACUGUUGGAGAGUAAAGAUAUCUCGCCUGAUAUAAUAGUGCUCUUGGUAAAGUUAUUUAAAAAAAUUUGUGGAUCUACAUUUUUUGAUGUAAAGGUUGCGUUACUUUCCUCUGCAAUUGAUAGCAGGUUUAUUGAAAAGCUUACCGUUUUUAUUACCAAUAUAAUGAAUCAGACUUCAAGAAAUAAGACCUUCAAUAAAUAUUUUUGGGAGGAUCCAGACGAUUUUUGGGAAAGCAUACUUACUUUUUGUAAAACAGUUCAAGAAAUAUUACCAUCAAAAUGUGAACCGUUAAAAAUUACCUUAAAAAAUAUGAGUGUAUUUUUUCCGCUUAUAGAAAAUGCACAUUCGAUGCAUAUUUCCGACAAUAUUAAAGCACAAACUUUGAGUCUUUUGGAUAUCGUUGAGAAAACCAUCGUUGAUAUGGAAGUGAAGAAGAUGCGUAUUGCAACAAAUGUUCUUUGUGAUGAAGAAUCAGAACCUCCAAAUGAUUUUAGGGAAAUAGAGAUAAUACCAACCGCCGAAGAAAUUGUUUCCGAGUCUAGUCCCUACUUAAGGGCAAAUAUUGUAGACAAAGCAUAUAACAGUAUUACCCAUUAUCUAGAUAUUCAAUUCAGGCUGCUAAGGGAAGAUUUUGUAGCGCCAUUACGGAGAGGUAUAACAACAUUUUUGAGAAACCAGAAUAAACCAAAAAAAGAGUGGAAGAAACUAGACGAUAUCAAAAUAUACCAUCCAAUAAAGUUUCUCAGUAUUGAAGCGGUCAACGAAAGUAAUUGCUAUAAAUUACAGUUUGAUUUUAGCAAUAAAAAAAAAUCCUUCACGUACGAAAACUCCAAGAGAUUUAUGUUUGGAUCUUUAGUUUGUUUUACAUCCGAUAAUUUUCAAAAUGUUAUAUUUGGUAAAAUCGUCGAUAGAGAUAAAAAACUCUUAGAACAAAGCUUGCUCAUCGUUGGAUUUGACCAAGAUAUUCAGAUUGAUUUUGAAACUGAUUACCUUAUGGUAGAGUCCACCGUAUACUUUGAACCAUAUUAUCAAGCACUUAAUGUUUUAAAACAUAUGAAAACUGAUGUUUUUCCUAUGGAAAGAUAUAUUAUCAAAGUACAACGAGAAUGCCACCGUCCACAGUACCUCGAACAACAUCGUGAUCAUCAAUACUUAAUUGAUGGGUCUAGUGAGCAACCUUUCUAUUUUCUGUCACCUAAAAGGUUUUACGGAUUAAAUGAUUCUCAACUUGAGGCUUUUGCAGCCGCUAUUACAAACGAAUUUUCUAUCAUACAGGGACCACCUGGUACAGGCAAAACAUAUUUGGGUCUUAAGAUAGCUCAUACGUUGUUGGCAAAUCGUGCAGUGUGGUUUCGCAACACCCCAAUAUUAGUUAUAUGUUAUACCAAUCAUGCCUUGGAUCAGUUUCUAGAAGGGCUUCUUCCAGUCACUGAGAAAAUCCUGAGAGUGGGAGGGCAAUCGAAAAACGAAAACUUAAAAAGGUUUAACAUUUCCCACAAAAGGAAGAUGGCAAAUAAACAGGCUGCAGCUAUCCACCAAAGACGAAGAGAAGUGCGAGAUCUAAUGGGGACUCUAAAAAAUCUCUAUCAUAUACAAAAUGAAAUUGAAAAAUGUGAAAGCGUCGUAGAUUUUUCGUGUUUUGAAAAUGUCAUCGAAAACUAUCGUCAAACCUGGUUCUUCACCGCAACGAGUAGUCAAAUCACUAACUGGCUUCUAGAAGGCAAAUUUAGCAACCAGUUUUCUGCUAGGCCAAGAAACCAACGACAAGUCUUAGAAGCUGUCCAAAAUCUAAAUAUUGCGGAUAAUGACGAUGAAGCUCCAGAGGAUGUAGACGAGAACCAACCAAAUGGCGAAUGGCUGGAUGACAUUUUUUCAGGAAUUGAUGUCGACGUUUACAGGCCGAUAAUAUCUUUGCAGCAGUUGCGUGAUAAGUUGAAAUGCCUGGAUGAAGAAGCGGCACGACUGCAGCAAGAAUCUACGGAUAUGUUGGAUGUCAUGUUAAGACAGGAGCAACUUGAGGAAGAGAUAUACAACACUGAGAUGGAACUCAAGUAUUUAGAGGAUAUGCUAAAAGGAUAUCACAACCCACGGAAUAGAAGAAAACCAAAGGUUAACCAUGAUUUAAGUAAUCCCUUCCUAAUAUAUCCACCUGACAGGUGGCAUCUUUACUUUUAUUGGUUAAAUCAGUAUUCGCAUCAAAUCAGGCGAAAAUACCAAGAAGUUUCCAUAAAAUUCCGACAGGUAUGCCGGUUAUACAACCAAAUGCGUGAUAUAGAGGAUAUGGGGGUGAUGAGGGAGAAUUUAGUUGUAGGUAUGACCACAACUGGAGCCGCCCGUUUGCAAUCUUCGUUGCAGGAACUAAAAAGCCCUAUAGUAAUAGUCGAGGAAGCUGCGGAGGUGUUAGAGGCCCAUAUUGUGGCUGCUUUGACAAGUCACUGUGAGCAUCUGAUUUUAAUUGGUGAUCAUCUUCAGCUGAAACCAGGCGCCGCUGAUUAUAGGAUUGAGACGAAAUAUAAACUAGGAAUUAGCUUAUUUGAACGAAUGGUUUUAAAUAACAUAAGAUGUCAUACUUUGAAUGUCCAACAUAGAAUGCGUCCUGAAAUAUCCCAGCUGAUCAAACCGCAUAUUUAUGAGCAUCUGAUUGACCAUAAUUCGACACUUCAGAGGGCACCUAUUUUAGGUGUGGAGAAAUCCCUCUAUUUUGUUAACCAUCAAGAGUCAGAGGAUUUAUGCCAGGACGAGAGCAAGAAAAACGUUCAUGAGUCUAAAUUCUUAAUUGGUUUGGCCAGACAUUUAAUUUUAAACGGGUAUAAGCCCGAACAGGUUACCAUUCUUGCUGCCUAUUUAGGGCAGUUUUUUGAAAUGACAAGGGAAAAAAACAAACCUGGCAACCGAAUGCUGUUACAAGACGUAAGGAUUUCGGUUUUGGAUAAUUAUCAAGGCGAGGAAUCUGACAUAAUAUUACUGUCCCUUGUAAGAAGCAAUAAGGACAAUAAAGCGGGAUUUUUAAGAAUUCAAAAUCGUGUAUGCGUGGCUUUAUCGAGAGCCAGGGAUGGCUUUUAUAUUAUGGGUAAUAUGAGGCUCCUUCUAAAUUGUGAUAGUGAGAACGAGAUAUGGCCUAAGGUAAAUGAAGUGCUUAAAAGCCAGUCCGCUAUAGGUACCCACCUGACAUUGAGGUGUCAGAUUCACUCAAACAAGUUGACUCGGGUAUCGAAAGGGCAAGAUUUUGACAGGCUAAGCGAGGGCGGAUGUGACGAACUGUGCUUAGCGCCGCUUGGAUGUGGACACGUGUGCAAGCGCCUCUGUCACGUCCAAGAUAGAAAUCAUAUUCUGUACAAGUGCAAUGAUAGGUGUAUGAGGAUUUUGUGCAACGAUCCGAACCACGUUUGCAAAAAACUGUGUUACGAAGAAUGCGGCCAGUGUACGUAUUUAGUAUGGAGGCAUCUGGACUGCGGCCACGACGUACCUUUACAGUGUCACAUUAAUCCUAAUACAUACGGCUGUAAGGAACCCGUCUUAAAAAAAUUACCUUGUGAACAUGAAACCCGGGUACCUUGCUCGAUGGACCCAGCGAAAUUCCGUUGCCCUUUUCCGUGCGACAUCCGUGUGGAACCGUGCGGACAUGCCUGUGAAAGAAAAUGCCACAUCGGAGUCGAUCCUGAUCACUUGGAGUAUAAAUGUAAACAAUUCUGCGAAAAACCGAGGAAAGAUUGUAAUGAAAACCCGGAAAAACACAAAUGCACGCGAUUGUGCUAUCAGGACUGCGAAGAUUGUACGGUUUCUGUUAGAAAAGAUAGAUCUUGUGGGCACGUUUUCCUUAAAAUGCCUUGUAAAUUAAACAUCGAAGAGUUUCAAUGCGACAAACCGUGCAAGAAAACGUUACCAUGCGGCCAUCCGUGCAGGAGCAAAUGUUUUGAAGAGUGCGCACCAUGUCAAGUCAAGGUCGAUAAAAUACUAGAACCAUGCCAACAUUCUGUAAAAGUCCGCUGCCAUGAAACACCAACGAGGAAAAUGUGCAAAUCCAAGGAUUGUCCCAGGCGUUUGCCAUGUGGGCACAAAUGUACUGAACCAUGUAGCCGUAAUUGUACCGAAGUUUGCAAAGAAAUGGUGGAAUGUUCUAUACCUUCACCUUGUGGUCACAAUAUUAAAAGAAUCAUGUGUUAUCUCAGAAAUACAGUGGACGAAAAAAUCCUUCUGAUGAAUUGCAGUGAGCCUUGCCAAACCGAACUGAAAUGUGCCCAUUUGUGCACUGGCACUUGCGGCGAAUGCAUGCAAGGCCGAAUCCAUAUACGAUGUAAGAGCAAAUGCAGCGCCAUUUUGGUGUGCAACCAUGAGUGUCCCAUACCGUGCCGAGAAUCGUGUAAACCGUGCACCAAACCGUGCGAAAUGCGUUGCAAACAUACAAAAUGCAAGAAACUCUGCGGCCAACCGUGCACCCCUUGCGCUCAACCGUGCGAGCGACGAUGUAAGCACCAGCAAUGCACAAAAAGAUGUGGUGAGAUUUGUGAUGUGCCACCUUGUGGGGAGCACUGUGAAAAACUAUUAAAGUGCAACCAUCCAUGUGUUGGUUUUUGCGGGGAUCCGUGUCCUCCUCUAUGCAGAGAAUGUAAUAAGGAUGAGCUUACUGAGACAUUCUUCGGGACUGAAGAUGAAGAAGAUGCUAUAUUUGUCUAUUUAAAUGACUGCAAACACACUUUGGAGAGUACUGGCUUAGAAACUUGGAUGAACUCAUCCGAUGAUAAAAUACAGUUAAAAUCAUGUCCUAUGUGUAAAACUAGCAUAAGAUCGACCGAGCGUUACAGCCACUAUGUAAAGCAAGCACUUAAUGACGUUAUUGAAGUCAAAAUAGUGUCCUACGGAGACUCGGAACAAAACGAAAAUAUGCGUAGAGCACUCCUAGAUGAUAUCAACCGUUUAGAGAAAAACUGUUCGCGAGAACUGAUGCACGCCUCGCCUCAAUUAUCUCGAAUUAUCAACGCCAUCAAAAAUCGUUUAGGACCAGUUAGAAACCAACGGAGGCAAGCAAUAAAUAAAAUAGAACUCAACGCACUUAAAUCUAAAAUUCAGGCGCUUGGGUACAUAACCAAAUACUUUGACAGCGCCAAAGAUUCUCUCGGCAAUAAUAAGAUCACAAUCCACUAUAUGGAAGUACUUUUUGGUGUUUUACAACGUUCAGAAGAUUAUAUAACCAACCAGGAGGUUGAAGAUUUACAAUUAGAAAUCAAUUGCUUUCACCGAAUUGUACAGUUUGAGAAAAUUAAAGCAUCACCCCAGUUUCGUUUUGCUAAAGGGCUUACUAGCGUAACUCAACUAACUAACGCGGUUGUUUCAUAUUUAUUUACGGAUAGACGGUAUAAUGAUAUCGUGGAUAAAACUGUUAAAGAACUUUUGAAAUCUUUAUCCAAAAAAGUAGAAUGUGCAGUGACAAUUAGCGAUCAGGAAAAAAUGGAAAUAGUUAAAGCCAUCGGUCUAACUAAAGGACAUUGGUAUAAAUGUCCGAAUGGACAUCCUUAUGCUAUAGGAGAGUGUGGUGGCGCUAUGCAAGUAUCAAAAUGUUUUUGCGGAGCGAAGAUCGGUGGUUCCGAUCACCAUCUUCUACCUACGAACAGUUUGGCUACAGAAAUGGAUGGAGCAACGCAUAGUGCCUGGCCUGGUGGGCUCUAUUAGGAACAACAAAGAAAGUAUAUUUAUUAUAUAAUUUUAUUGGACCCAAACUAAGUUUGAAAUUUUUCUUUAUCUUUUAGUACUCAAGCAUAAAUGGUAAUAAUUAUUAUAAAUGCCUCUUAAUUUUUAAUUAAUUGUAUCUAUUAGAUGUUUUGUUUAAAAUAUAAAUUACAAGGGA
Molecule: messenger RNA, 6732 nt
Organism: Anthonomus grandis grandis
Lineage: Eukaryota; Metazoa; Arthropoda; Insecta; Coleoptera; Curculionidae
Product: NFX1-type zinc finger-containing protein 1-like
Exons: 22
Coding region: 513-6557 (2014 amino acids)
Biological process (GO): regulatory ncRNA-mediated heterochromatin formation
Cellular component (GO): nucleus; nuclear RNA-directed RNA polymerase complex
Molecular function (GO): zinc ion binding; helicase activity
Source: RefSeq, a predicted model, not a curated record